Messenger RNA from Dothidotthia symphoricarpi CBS 119687, 2861 nucleotides. Its product is annotated as SNF5-domain-containing protein. Lineage: Eukaryota; Fungi; Ascomycota; Dothideomycetes; Pleosporales; Dothidotthiaceae. Gene Ontology annotation, cellular component: nucleus; nuclear chromosome; SWI/SNF complex. Gene Ontology annotation, biological process: regulation of transcription by RNA polymerase II; chromatin remodeling. Bases 317 to 2734 code for a protein of 805 amino acids. The record is from RefSeq and is a predicted model, not a curated record. The transcript has 3 exons. Gene Ontology annotation, molecular function: transcription coregulator activity.
CACACAACGACGUGACGGCAUUCCGAGCUUAUCCUCCCCCGCGCCGCAGUAGCCCAAGCAGCCGCCGAUUCGAUUCGGGAGAGUGCCAAUAUCUCGAAGCCUGACCGUUUUACCGACCUGCACGCGCGCUUGCCCUUCCGCCGCGUGAUUCCCCGAUCGGCUGUUCCUGCCCUCAGCCCAGCCCAGCCCAGUGACGACGCGCAGAUUGCAUGGUGCCGUAGCGCGCUUCCAUGCCUCGGCCCUCUUCGCGGGGACCUUUGUUUAGGGCACCUCUGUAGCAGGCUGCUCUGCUGCGCGCCGACUCUUGCUGGCCACCAUGUCCUUCUCCUCCAACAGCGACGCCGACUCGUCGCAAUCCCACGACUACGACGCGUCCCCCUACCACAACGGCAUCAACACCGACGACACGGUCCAUCAGGCCGACGGCGAUGCCAAUGGCCCCGACACGGCGUCGCACGAUUUCUACGCGAUCCGCGACGGCAAAGAAAAGGCCAAGGCUGUGCUGGCCGCCUCGGGCGUGAGUCUGGGAGACACGCAGCGGGCGCGGGCUACCAUGGCAUCGCCAGCCGCCGCAGAAAACAUCAAUGGCGCGUCUCCGUCCCGCAAGCGCUCGCGGUCUGGGUCGCGCAAGCUGUCGAGCACGUCGACCCAGCAGGAACGCGACGAGCAGACAAGCUCGCAGAAACACCUGCUCAACCGGUACAUUGCGCGCGAUCUGCUGGAUAGCGUCAACAAGUACGACCGCAACAAACAUUCAGAAAACGUCUACGGCCAAUUGAACGACCUUCGCCAUUUUUACCGCGAGGAACUUUAUGCCGUCCGCCGACAGAACCCCGGCGCAGUGUUUGGAUACGGCUAUGCUGGUUACGGCAACGGGAUAACAGACGUCCCCCCCAAUCCCAGGGAUCCCCAACCGCGACCGCAUUUGCUAUACCCCGAGGAGGCCAAGCGCGCGGGCAAGCGCAACGCGCCGCAGCUGAAGGUGGGGAGGGAAAAGAGUGCACAGCAGGCAGAGCAGAUGGAAGACCUGGUACCUGUACGGCUGGAUAUUGAACUGGAUAGGCUCAAGCUGCGAGACACUUUUACCUGGAACAUCCACGACCGCGUCACCGACCCUAGAUUGUUCGCCGAGACCCUCGUCGAGGACUUCCAGAUCCCACCCGAGCUGCGCCAGAACAUCAAGCACCAGGUCGAGCGCGAAAUACACGAGCAGAUUCAGGAUUUCUACCCGCAUGCAUUCUUCGACGAUGAAGCGCUCGACACCCACCUACCAUAUUCUGCAUACAAGAACGACGAGAUGCGCGUACUCAUCAAGCUGAAUAUUACGAUAGGGCAGCAUACUUUGGUGGACCAAUUCGAAUGGGAAAUCAACAAUGCGCUGAACUCGCCAGAGGAGUUUGCGGCGUCAAUGGCUGCGGAUCUCUCACUGUCGGGGGAAUUCACAACAGCCAUCGCGCACUCGAUACGGGAGCAAUGUCAGAUGUUCACAAAGAGUCUGUACAUAACAGGCCAUCCCUUCGACGGACGACCGGUGGAGGACGCCGACAUUCAAGACAAUUUCCUGGCCUCCCCAUUACCUUCCGUAUUCCGACCCAUGCAAUCCACAAAGGACUACCAGCCGUACUUGUAUGAGCUCAGCCAUACUGAACUGGAACGCGCCGAGUUGUCUAUCAUGCGAGAGCAACGGCGACAGAAGCGCUCUGUCAACCGACGUGGUGGCCCAGCACUACCAGAUCUCAAAGACCGUCAGCGAACGGUCCGUACGUUGGUGGUCUCAUCAGUUCUUCCUGGAGCUGCUGAUUCUCUCGAGGAGAGCCAUCUGUUCAAAGCGACGCGGAAAACUAAAGAAGGCCGGCGCCGUGUUGGCGAUGAGGAUUCAGACGAUUCAGAUAGUGACGAGUCGGUAGCGGAGUCCCCGGCGCCAACACAGAUGAUGACUGGAGGUACCGCUCGAACCAGAGGCAUGCGCGGAGCCGCUACUGCGGCUCAGAUUGCCAUGAGAUCAGCCAUGGGACGAUCAGCGACACCAGAAAUCUCGGCUCUGCAGACUCACCACGAGAUACGGACAACGAGACAACUGAGAUACGAGGCUCGAGAUGAGAGUGUUGUUGAUUCCAACACUCUGAUCGUGAAACUCCGCAUUUCGUCUGCCAAACUCAGGGAGUUUCAGCGGAAUCCAAAGGCUUUCACAAGGCCUUCCGCGACACCCAUGAUGGCACCCGCACCGCCUCCCACACGAGGCACACCUGCGAACUCGAUGCCUCCGCCGCCUUCUCCGGCUAUGGCUCCUCGCCCUACCCCGCCUUCCACACCCACCCCAGCUUCAAGGCAGUGGCAAUACAAAGCUGAUGGCUCACUCGACGCGCCGUGGCCAUCGCCCGCCACUUCUCAACACCCUCCCCCGCCAACAUGGCUUCAACAAUCCCUACAAGAACUGCGCGACAGGAAUCCAGGCGAACUAUUCGAGUCCACCAUGCGUUACGUCGUCAUGAACGAGGCUUUCGAAAAUCCAGUCUCCAAGAGAGUGGAAGCAAGACCUGUCAAGCAGGAUCACCUAUCGACGGACUCUCCUCUUCCACCAAAUCACAAGGCAUAUUUCCUGCCCCGAAUACGCUGUAUGGACUGUCCUGGGAAACUAUACAACGCGGGUCCAGAGCAGUCGGUCAGCAAUUUUGAGCUGCACCUCAAGAACCGCAUCCAUGUGGACAAUGUGCGUAAGCGCAUGGGGAAUUGAGUCGUUUUGGGGGACUGGCACUGUUGAUAAUCGGUAUCAUUGGGAAUUUUUGUUCGGGAAUGGAGAAUGGUUGCCGAAAACUUCUUUGUACAACAAAACAACAGAUCAACUUGGGAUCUUGGGGGGG